Molecule: messenger RNA, 234 nt
Organism: Plasmopara halstedii
Lineage: Eukaryota; Oomycota; Peronosporomycetes; Peronosporales; Peronosporaceae
Exons: 2
Coding region: 1-234 (77 amino acids)
Source: RefSeq, a predicted model, not a curated record
AUGGAAGCAAAAUUUGAUGAGUGCAACAAGCGGGAUCUCUGCUGUCUGCGGCGCUUGUGCCAAUCAAAGUGGGUUUAUGCAUCUGAGACAUACAUGGGUGCUGCGAGGUGUCUGUACAUUGAGGCAAAGCUGGAUCAUGAAGACCUGUUGGGACUUGAUUCAAGAGCCUCUCUACUAAUUCAUGCAUCAUUAACAUGGCGACGAUUUGCACGCCGUAAUAACGGGCGUGAAUGA